This is a messenger RNA of Mercenaria mercenaria, 4029 nucleotides long. Its product is annotated as D-beta-hydroxybutyrate dehydrogenase, mitochondrial-like. The transcript has 6 exons. Bases 38 to 1126 code for a protein of 362 amino acids. NCBI's taxonomy places the organism in Eukaryota, Metazoa, Mollusca, Bivalvia, Venerida, Veneridae. Gene Ontology annotation, molecular function: oxidoreductase activity. The record is from RefSeq and is a predicted model, not a curated record.
CUGAAUGUAGUUCAUAGUGCGUGCAGACGAUAUUAAAAUGGAUAUUAAAAGCACUGAGACUUUGAUUUUCUCAGCAUACAUGUUAGCAUGUAUUCUUCUGUUUUACUAUAUUAUUAUAGAAGUAUACUUAUAUUUUGCAGCAAUUAUUGUUCUGUAUGUACUUUAUAGAAUAUUAUCAAAGCAAUAUGUAACGAAACUUGAGAUAAAAGGACAAGGUGUGUUUAUAACUGGAUGUGAUACAGGAAUAGGACAUGCGACAGCAUUACGGCUGGUAAAAGCUGGAUUUACUGUGUUUGCUGGAUGUCUGAAACCCGAGGAUGAGGGAGCGACUGCUCUCAUGGAAAAGGGAGGAGAAAGACUACACGUGGUACCAUUAGAUGUAACAAGUGACGAAAGUGUUCAACAUGCUUUUGAGAUGGUGAAAACAGGCAUGCCGGAAACGGGUCUGUGGGCAGUGAUCAACAAUGCAGGUAUAGAGUUUGCAGCGGAAAUUGAAUUUGCAACCAUUGAGAUGAUGAAACGUGUUGCAGAGGUCAACUUCUAUGGCAUUGUCCGUGUUACAAAAACGUUCCUACCUUUACUCAGGAAGUCAAAAGGUAGAGUAGUAAAUGUUACAAGCGUUAAAGGAAGGCUUGGCUGUCCGGCUGAUUCGGCCUACACAUGCGCCAAAUGGGCUGGUGAAGCAUUCUCGGAUAUUCUCCGUAGAGAGAUGUACAGAUUCGGGGUCAAUGUUGUUAUUAUAGAACCCGGGCAGUUUGGCAAUCUAACACAAAUACUUCAGGGCGAAAGACUGAGACUUGCCGAAGAUGAACUUAACAAAUGCUGGGAGCUGGCUUCGGAAGAAAUACAAGAAGCAUAUGGAAGAGAAUGUAUUGAUGGACUCAUAAAGGAUUUCCGUGAUGACAGUAAAAGUGGCCCGAAAAGUUUGGAUGCAGUUACUGAAGCCAUGCUAGAUGCUGUGGAAAAUGUGAAUCCAAAAUGCCGAUAUCUCGUGCAUGGUACUAACAUGCCAUGUGACAAGUACUGUAUCACGGCUGUACUGAAUCAGUAUUUACCAGAGUAUUUGAUGGACUACAUUUAUGGUUGGAUAGUACCUUUACCACCUGUGAAGCAACAAGUCAAAUAGGUUCAACAGAUUGACAUUUAUAGUACAUUGUACAUUUUGUUCUGGCUACCAUAACUUAACUGACGCUGUUUUUUAUUUUCUGAUGGUCGCGUCCAUUAAGUUAUGGCGAAACCACAUUUGGUUAACUAACCAGUAUCAAACCGCAACAGCUCGCACAGACUCUCGCGAGAAACUGAUGACGUUAUGCAACGGUUCAGAGCACGUGGUUAUUUUUGAAAAUCAAGAUCAAAAUUUUACCUAUUUAUGAAUUUAAUUUAAUCAUAAACAUAACCGUUUUCGAUAAAAUUCAUAAAAAGACAUACAUUAGAAGGUUUAAGUUCUCAGAAAAUCUGGGAAGAAGAUAGAAUAUCAUUGCUCCAGGAAAAGGUCAAUAAAUAACGAUUCUAUACCGCCUACUGGUUUUCAAAAUGAAGAGUACCCUGAUCAGGUGGCAACUGCAAUGGCGGACAAAAUAUCAAAGACAGGGGUACCAAUUUGAAACUUGUGUGUAUAACUUGUGUUCAAUUUAUGUUGCAUGGAUUGUUUUAUGCCAGAUCAAAAGGAAAAUGGAUUAUAAAUAUUUUAAAGUAAAAGGCGAGUCAAAUGCAUUUCAUUUGAAGAAAUUAAAUUAUAGCGUGACAGACUUCUGGCACGAUUCUUGGUUAGGUUUUAGUACGGGAUUCGUUUCAGCUCAGAGAUCCAUAACAGCAUAUUGAUCUCUGAGCUGAUUUUUUUAGCUACAUGUACCUUAUUGGCUGCUAAACGGAUUAACGUUUAUGUAUGAAUGCUGUAACAGCUGCCUUACAGGCUGCUAAACGGAUUAACUUUUAUGUAUGAGUGCUGCAACAGCUGCCUUACUGUCUGCUAAACGGAUUGAAUUUAAUGUAUGUAUGAUGCAACAACUGCCUUAUUGGCUACUAAACGGGUUAACUUUUAUGUAUGAAUGCUGCAACAGCUGCCUUACUGGCUUACUGGCUGCUAAACGGAUUGAAUUUUAUGUAUGAAUGGUGCAACACUUCCUUACUUGCUGCUAAAUUUGAUUGAUUUUAUGUCUGAAUGAUGCAACAGUUUCCUUACUGGCUGCUAAAUUUGAUUGAUUUUAUGUAUGAAUGGUGCAACAGUUUCCUUACUGGCUGCUAAACGGAUUGACUUUAUUGUAGGGAUAAUACACGUUUUUUUGUGUAUUAACGUCUGCAGAAGCCCGCGGGAUUAUUUGUGACCGAGACCGAAGGUCGAGGUCACAAACAUAACCCAAGGGCUUCUGCAGACGUUAAUACAUAAAACAAACGUGUAUUGUCGCUAUUCUUGCAUAAAAAAACAUUACACGACGACUUAAUGCAUUAUUUUCAUAUGUGAUGACUUUACGAUUCCGGUACAUUUUUAGUUACCAUUUGGUUGUUCUUGGAAACGGUAAACAUAUUUAAAUAUCCAUAACCAGGGCACACAGAUCAACAACACUACCAAAAGCGUGAUUUGAAGGUUUUUCAGCAUCUUAUUUUUAUUUCUAGUUAUUACAAACGUUAUAUUACCCAUAAUUUUGCAUAAUUUUAAUAUAACUUAAAUAUUUGAUUAACAGGAACACAACUUUAAGAAUAAUAAAUUUACAUUCGAAUUAUUUUGAGUACGAACACAUUUAGAGAACGAAUGAGUUCGAGGGUAGUGACUAGCUUUCAAGGUUUAUUAUAUGAAUUCUGCGAAAAAUCAGGUAAAAACAUACCGACUGAUACUAACAAAAAUCAUAAAUAUAAUACCUAAAAACGAGCAGUAGCACAAGUUACACGCGAUACUUAUUUAUUCACAGUUAUUUACAAUAACUGAACAGACGCUUUGUAAAGGGAGUGAACUCUAAGAGAAGCUAGUACGUACAUUGGUGGGGGCAGUACGUUUGGGGUUGGAAACUGAUACAGUUAAACAUACUUUAGAUUACAUUGUAUUUAUAAUGCUACAAGAAGAGGUUGUUAUGGAAGAAACAAGACGCAGAUGCCAAAUAUCAGUGUGCGCAAAAAUACAUACAUAUGUCCCUGGCAAAGCAUUUCAAAAAUAAAAAUCGGGUAUUAACAGCACGUGAAUUGCCUUGUUUGCACACGACUUUUCUCCCGUUAAUACAUGUGCGGAUCCAGUGAAAAAAGUAGUUUUUAUGCAAGAAAUAUGAAUGAUGCAACAGCUGCCUUACUUGCUGCUAAAUGGAUUGACUUUAUGUAUGAAUGAUGCAACAGUUUCCUGACUGGCUGCUAAACGGAUUGAUUUUUAUGUAUGAAUGAUGCAACAGCUACCUUACUAUCUGCUAAACGGAUUGAUUUUUAUGUAUGUAUGACGCAACAGCUGCCUCACUGGCUUUUAUUUAAUAUCUAAAUUUACUUCUCGUUGUGAAGACUUAAAAAAUCAUAAUGUUUGUGAUCUAUCUAAGUCAGCAUCUUACGCAUAUCGAAUUUAUUUUCUUGUAAAUACGAGAUAACUUUUUUUGUAAUUACAAAAAAGAGAUAUUGAUUAACGAGAAAAAAACUCCUUUUAUUUCUUUCUGAAUGUGGGUCAUUUAAGUGAAAGGUCAAGGUCACAGAGGCAUUUUUCCGAUCAAUAACUUGAGAACCAUUUGAUAAAACCUUCAAGCUUCAUUGGCACACUGGUUUGGGUUAGAAGGUAAUCCUUUUGGGGACAGCAUGUCAAAAAUCAAGACCCUAAGUCUGUGAAACAAAUCAAGCCCAGGUAUCAUUCCCAGGAAGUAUGUGUGAUUUGGGCAUUUCUUAAUUGGACACAUUAUCAGCGACUUUUAAGAAUAUAGACAACCUAAAAUAGGCAAAGAAAUAUAUAUCUCAGAAGUACAACUCCGAAAAAGAUCUGAAUAAACGAUUUACAAAAUAGAUUUUCUUCAUCGAUUCAUUUCUAUAUAAAAUAUUAGGACUUGAUCUGCUAGAUCUAGUAGUUAG